Messenger RNA from Rubroshorea leprosula, 1289 nucleotides. The record is from the annotation of a GenBank genome assembly. Lineage: Eukaryota; Viridiplantae; Streptophyta; Magnoliopsida; Malvales; Dipterocarpaceae.
UCUUUUUGAUCGGAAUGUGCAAAGAUGCUUUAGACGAGAUGGACAUAAUUGGAGAAAGAAAAAGGGCAGGAAAGCAGUAAUGGAAGCUCAUCAGAAGCUCAAGGUUGGAAGCACUGUUGAUUUGAAUUGUUACUAUGCCCAUGGGCAAGAGAAUGAAAAUUUUCAAAGACGUUGUUAUUGGAUGCUUAAGGGCAUGAGUGAAAUUUCAGAAACUUGUAUCUGUUCCAUUGCUAAAGGACAACAAAAGACAUUCCCCAGCUUAUUUUCUGGUUGGACUGGACUUCUCCCACAUUGCUCUUGUCCAUUACCGCAAAGUCACGGUUAGACUUUAUGAUUUAUCCUAUCACUCUUUCCUCUUCCUUUUUCUUCUUCUUCUUUUUUAUUUUUUAUUUUUAUUUUUUUUCCUGUUAGCCAUCUUUGAUAUAAACUUAUGAAUUUUAUUUUCUAGUCCUAAGGAGAUCAUUGGCUGAUGGAGUUUACAACUUUCUAGAUUAAACUGAAAUGGAAUUUACUUUUAGUCAAUUUAAGAGCACAGUUUUGAGUCUAGGUAGACUGAUCAAUAAAGUUAGCAUAGCCAAAUGCUGUCAUGUUUCUCAUGAAACAUUGAUGUGCUACAUAAUUUGUUUAUUCUUUUUUUUAUUUAUUUUUUUUUGGGUACAUCAGAAGCUAUUGAAGCUUAAUAUCUAAGGAACAUAAUUUGUUUAUUCUUUUACGUAAUGAACUGGCACUUUACAAGUUCAUGGAUUGAUUAUGUUCAUUUUCCCUUUAUUUUUCCAUUGAUUUAUUUUUUUUUUCUUUUUGGUAAUUGAUUUUGAUUUUGAUUUUGAUUUUGGUUUCUGGUAUUGUCUGUCACUGUAAUUCAUGGCUGCAAUAUAUAUAAAUUCACGUUCUGUUUGUGGUGAAAUAUGUAGUAUAUCAUGUCACGGUGUCAUCCUCUUUCACCCUUUUUAUCUGGAAGUAUUUAUUGGAGUAUGCAGAUAUUGUAGUUAGUGAUGUAGUAUCAGGAGGUCAAUGUUUGGUCUUAAGCUCUAGUAUCCUUAACUUAAUAAAGCCUCAUGCUACUUGGGUGUGUGAGCUAAUUAUUCCUUGAUUCCAACCAGGUAUGUCCUUAACUCCCUUUUUCUUAGUCGUGGCUUUAGGUCUUUCAAUUCUUCGAACAAUGAACAUGUCCCAUUUCUGUCUCCUUACAUAUAUUUUUUUUUACUCCUUUCUUUCACUGUCAAUGCUUGUUGAGUUGUCCUUCAAGAGGACAGUUGUUUUGUUUAGGGUAAUAAAGAUGUUACAAUUUG